GUCUGCUGAUGUUGUUGUUUAUUUCUGAAAUUGAAACAAUGUGAAAUUAAAAAUCAUGUCCAGUUUAUCAGAUUAUAAACAUAUAUUUCCCAUAGAUAGUAUUCAGAAAGUUUGUGAUCUAUUUGAAGAACAAUUGCGUAGUAAUAAAGAACCAGAUUUAGCAUUUUUUUCUAUCAUUGUAGGGGCAGUUGAAAAUAAUUUAACUAACGUUAAAAACAGUGAUAAAGAUGUUAAUUUGGCAUCAAAUAAAUUUGUAAAGAUGAAAUUUCCGUCCUUGGAAUGGGACGAAGUAAAAACUCUUUAUGAGCGAUUUGUAUCUUUAAUGCGUAGCGGAGUUGAUGCGAAGUUACUAAGUGGUGACUUAGCCACUCGUGAUUUGGUCAAAAGAGUAGCAGAUGUAAUAUGGAACUCGUUAACCCGAAGUUACUACAAGGACAGAGCCCAUCUUCAAUCAAUUUAUAGUUUUUUAACAGGAAAUAAACUGGAUUGCUUUGGAGUAGCUUUUGCUGUAACUGCAGGCUGCCAAGUCUUAGGCAAGAAUGAUGUUCAUCUUGCGUUAUCAGAAGAUCAUGCUUGGGUAGUCUUUGGAAAAGAUGGAUUAAAUACUGCUGAAGUAACUUGGCAUGGUAAAGGUAAUGAAGACAAAAGAGGUAGAUCAGUAGGAGAAGGGGUUCUUGCACGAUCAUGGUUAUAUGUAGCAGGCAAGCCAGUUGUAUGCAACAGGAUAAUGGAGCUCGCAGCAUUGGUUUCUUCCAUUAAUCCUACUUUAACACCUACAAUUGAUGUUCAUGAAGUAGCAUUAAUGCAGCAUAAAUUACUAUGGUUACUUUAUGAUAAAGGUCAUUUGGAUGCAUAUCCUAUGGGAUUGGGAAAUCUUGGAGACUUAGAUGAGUACAUGAAAAAUUCCAAUACUACAGAAAAACCAGAGAGUUCUACAAUUAAUGAUGAAAUUGGAGUUAUUAAAUCAAGUAAUUUCAGGCCAGAUUCAGCAUCAUUGUAUAUUCAAUCGAUUCGUUCUUCUAGAAUGCAUUAUGAAGAUCGUCAUGUCUACCCAUAUACAUUUCAAGGUGGUUAUUAUCAUAGGCACAAAAUGUACAAAGAAGCAUUUCAAGCCUGGGCAUGUGCUGGUGAUGUUAUUAGGCAUUAUAACUACUCUAGAGAUGAUGAAGAGAUUUAUAAAGAAUUUUCUGAGAUUGCAAAUGAGCUAAUACCUCAACUGAUGAAAGCUGAGAGCUCAGGACAUUCAGCUAGAUCUAUUUUGAAGGACCCAGAAUGUUUUGCAUCUCUUCUAAGGUUCUAUGAUGGAAUUUGUAAAUGGGAAGAAGGCAGUCAGACACCAAUACUGCAUAUUGGUUGGGCAAAACCACUGGUGAGCACAAUUUCUAAAUUUGAUGCAGAGGUUAGGGCACAAGUUAAUAUUAUAUGUAGUCCGAAUAAUGGUGAAGCCACUGAAACAUCGCAAAAGUCAGAUAAAACAGAUGAUAAUGAUGAGAAAAAUAAUGAUAGUUGGAAUAACAAUUCUGAAAAUACGGAAAUGACCGUAAGAGAACAGCUGACCGCCGCAGUUAAUAGUAGGCCGCGUGUGACGUUGUACAGUCACAAAAUGGCAGCACUUAAGCCAUUAUUAUUAGCUGAAAGACUAAACACGCAUGCACUGCAACUACAAUUGACAGCUCAAAGUCAGUUACAAAGGCCUCACCUACCAGCAAAGAGACGAGACGAUGAGGACCAAAAUCCAUCAGCCCCAACAGCAAGGGCAAAACGUGCUCGCCGAGAACGCUAAGUUAUUUUAAAAGAUACUUUAUGUAUAUAUAUAUGUCUUUAUUAUAGAAUUAGUUAUUCUAACAUAAUGUUAUAAUCUAUUUUCGAAUCUUUACUAGAAGCUUUGAAAUAUUUACUUUU
Nymphalis io (European peacock) is the source of this 1902-nucleotide messenger RNA. RefSeq names its product menin (gene Mnn1). The record is from RefSeq and is a predicted model, not a curated record. Gene Ontology annotation, biological process: negative regulation of cell cycle; regulation of transcription by RNA polymerase II; negative regulation of cell population proliferation. The coding region runs from base 56 to 1783 and encodes 575 amino acids. Gene Ontology annotation, cellular component: chromatin; nucleus; histone methyltransferase complex. Gene Ontology annotation, molecular function: Y-form DNA binding; chromatin binding; transcription cis-regulatory region binding. The transcript is spliced from 5 exons. Lineage: Eukaryota; Metazoa; Arthropoda; Insecta; Lepidoptera; Nymphalidae.